UCAAAAAGUCUCUUCUUCUCAUCGUAAAGAAAAAGAAAACCAAAGAAGAAAAAAAGAUCAAAGCAAAACCACAGAUUCGAUUGAUAUUUUUCUGUUGAAAUUCCACAUUUUUUCUAGGGGAAUAAUAUUUCAGUAUUUUCUCUGCCAUUAAUUUGAUUUUUCCGAGGGAAAAAAAGAAGAAAAUCUGCAAUCCUUUUUUCCGUGUUAGUGCUUUUAUUCUUCAGCUAGAAGAUGUAUGAAGAUAUUCUUCCUCUGUUCGUCUCUGCAUCAGAUGGAAGAUAACAAUUCUCCCAAGGAUUACUAUAAGAUUCUAGAAGUUGAUUAUGAUGGAACUGAGGAGAUGAUCAAACUAAAUUAUCGGAAGCUUGCUUUGAAGUGGCAUCCUGAUAAGCACAAUGGUGAUACUGUGGCUACUUCAAAAUUUCAGGAGAUAAAUGAAGCUUACAAUGUGCUAAUGGAUCCUGCUUUACGUUUUGAGUAUGAUAUGACCGGUAUUUACGAAAUUCACAAGUAUACUUUGCGGGAAUAUCUCGCAAGAUUUAAGGGAAUGAUACUCACUUGCAAUGGACUGGGCAUCAGUCACUCCUCAUCACCAUGGACACAACAAUUGGGAGAAGGCAAUAAUAACAAGACAGAUUAGCAAGGUUUCGAUCCGGAGAAUACUACUGCUCUGUAGAAACUGAAGCAGAAACAGAGCUAUGUAACAUUUGCUCUGAAACUCCAAAGGCAUUAUUAGUCCGUCUCUCCGGAUUUAUACAAGAAGCUGGCACACAGAUAGGUUUGUGCCUUAUGUCCUCCCCAUUCGACGAUAUGACAGCUUUUGCAGUAUGUUAAAUGUUGUACGUAUUUGAAAAUUUGAUGAUGCUACAAUAAGAAAGCAACAUUGUGUCUGGACAAUGCUAACCUUCAGAGAUUUUGAUUAAAGCCUUUAUUGUGUUGUAUUAUAUCAUUCAUGGGUCACAUGACAUAAACUAAAGUGAAACGACGAUAAAAGCUUCAACUUUUGGU
This is a messenger RNA of Eutrema salsugineum, 1008 nucleotides long. RefSeq names its product dnAJ-like protein slr0093. The record is from RefSeq and is a predicted model, not a curated record. Lineage: Eukaryota; Viridiplantae; Streptophyta; Magnoliopsida; Brassicales; Brassicaceae. The transcript is spliced from 7 exons. The coding region runs from base 236 to 640 and encodes 134 amino acids. Gene Ontology annotation, cellular component: nucleus; cytoplasm.